GUUAAAGCUGCAUCCCGUCGAGUCAAGCAAGGAGAAUAGCUUCUUGAAUCCAAGAGUAUGAACAAUCUCGCAAACGUGAGCGUACAUUCCGAUGCCUACUGAAAGAACGGCUCCAAAACCAAACAUUGGGAUACGAUUUCAGACAGGCACCGACUCACUCAUUUCGAUGCCAUACAGAGACAGUACGAAACGUAUUUUAAAGGAAAGGCAACGCGCAUAGAAAGACGGGAGCACUUCAGCGUUGUUUCUUGUGCUACGAGAGAGACUGGAUUGCAAAGUGUCCAGUUUCAGCAGAACCGUGGCUUUUCCUGGCGUGGCAUGUGCGAGGACUGAAACGGAUCGCUUUGAACUCCUGCUUUCACCCAAAGAGGGUUCAAUGAAAAUGUCCGUCUACGUCCACGAGAACCGCAAGUCCCGUGCCAGCACGGGAUCCAUGAACAUCUACCUGUUCCACAAGUCGUCGUACGCCGACAGCGUGCUGAUGCACCUGAACGCGCUGCGCCAGCAGAAGCUCUUCACCGACGUGCUGCUGCACGCCGGGAGCCGCUCCUUCCCCUGCCACCGGGCCGUGCUGGCCGCCUGCAGCCGCUACUUCGAGGCCAUGUUCAGCGGUGGCCUCCGGGAGAGCCAGGCCAGCGAGGUCAACUUCCACGACUCCAUCCACCCCGAGGUGCUGGAGCUGCUGCUGGACUACGCCUACUCCUCGCGGGUGAUCAUCAACGAGGAGAACGCCGAGUCGCUGCUGGAGGCCGGCGACAUGCUGGAGUUCCAGGACAUCCGGGACGCCUGCGCCGAGUUCCUGGAGAGGAACCUGCACCCCACCAACUGCCUGGGCAUGCUGCUGCUGUCGGACGCCCACCAGUGCGCCAAGCUGUCGGAGCUCUCCUGGGGCAUGUGCCUGAGCAACUUCCCCACCAUCUGCAAGACGGAGGACUUCCUGCAGCUUCCCAAAGACAUGCUGGUGCAGCUGCUGUCCCACGAGGAGCUGGAGACGGAGGACGAGAGGCUGGUGUACGAAUCGGCCCUCAACUGGGUCAACUACGACCUGGAGAGGAGGCACUGCCACCUCCCCGAGCUGCUACGCACCGUCCGAUUGGCCCUGCUGCCCGCCAUCUUCCUCAUGGAGAACGUCUCCACCGAGGAGCUCAUCAACAAGCAGGUGAAAAGCAAAGAGCUGGUGGACGAGGCCAUCCGGUGCAAGCUAAAGAUCUUGCAGAACGACGGGGUGGUCAACAGCCUGUGCGCCCGGCCCAGGAAGACCAGCCACGCCCUCUUCCUCUUGGGCGGUCAGACCUUCAUGUGCGACAAGCUCUACCUGGUGGACCAGAAGGCCAAAGAGAUCAUCCCCAAGGCCGACAUCCCCAGCCCUCGCAAGGAGUUCAGCGCCUGCGCCAUCGGCUGCAAGGUGUACGUGACGGGGGGCCGGGGCUCCGAGAACGGGGUCUCCAAAGACGUUUGGGUCUACGACACCUUGCACGAGGAGUGGUCCAAGGCCGCCCCCAUGCUCAUCGCCCGGUUCGGGCACGGCUCGGCCGAGCUCAAGCACUGCCUCUACGUGGUGGGCGGGCACACGGCCGCCACGGGCUGCCUGCCGGCUUCGCCGUCCGUCUCGCUGAAGCAGGUGGAGCAGUACGACCCCGCCACCAACAAGUGGACCAUGGUGGCCCCGCUCCGGGAGGGCGUGAGCAACGCGGCGGUGGUCAGCGUCAAACUCAAGCUCUUCGCCUUCGGCGGCACCAGCGUGAGCCACGACAAGCUCCCCAAGGUGCAGUGCUACGACCCCCUGGAGAACCGCUGGGCCGUGCCCGCCACCUGCCCCCAGCCCUGGCGCUACACGGCCGCCGCCGUGCUGGGGAACCAGAUAUUCGUCAUGGGAGGGGACACCGAGUUCUCCGCCUGCUCCGCCUACAAGUUCAGCAGCGAGACCUACCAGUGGACUAAGGUGGGGGACGUCACGGCCAAGCGCAUGAGCUGCCAGGCCGUGGCCUCCGGGAAUAAACUCUACGUCGUGGGCGGCUACUUCGGCACGCAGCGGUGUAAAACCCUGGACUGUUACGACCCGACGUUAGACACGUGGAACAGCAUCACCACCGUGCCGUACUCGCUCAUCCCCACCGCCUUUGUCAGCACCUGGAAACACCUUCCUGCGUAGAAGGCGUGCUCCACCGAGGAGAUUUCCCAUUUUUGUUUUCUCAACACAUCUGCUAGAUGUCAACUGUGAAGAAGCACACUUUAUUUUUUGGCAUGAAGGAUAAACUAUUGAAACAAAAAAAAAGAGGGGGGGGGGUCGUUUCUGCGUGGCGAAGAUGAUGGGAUUGCAGUGCGAUUUUGACUGCGCUCCCGGGGUAGAACAUGAAGGACUGACCCCUCUCCUCCACACUUUUAUCGCUUGGCAUGCUCCGGGCAUUGAUCUUAAUACAAGCGAGGAAGAACUGGCUGGGGCUAAAGCUCUUUCUAAUUGAGGAAGGGUGCUGGAGGCUAAUUGGCCUAUGCCAGGAAGAAGAUUAAUGGAGGAGAUUUUUUUCAUUAAUGGACUAGGACGUACAUGAGCGGGGUCUUUCUUGUCUCGCGUUGAGAGGACUGGAGGGAGAUUUGAAAUGGCUGUCACCCCACGCUGCCACAAUUUCCAAGGGCCAGCGGCAGCUGUGUUGGGCUGGAGCUGAAUCAUGUCUUGACAUGUCAUUUAGAGCAAACGUACAGACGGACCUUUGCAGCCGCUUGCAGGAAGAGGAAAUAAGCUCUUCUUGUAGGUGGGGGAGGGGACUGGGAUCCACCCAGUCAAUGACAGAAAAAAAAACAGAAUGCAAGAAAGUCUUAAGCCUUAAAAACUGGCUUUAAUGUAUGUUCUAGUCUUUAUUUAUGAUGAAAAUGUGCUUUGUUUAUUCAAAGAAUAUUUGGUUUGGGGGGGGUUGGGGGGAUAAACAUAAUUUAUUAUUUUGCUGCUUGUGUUGGCCCACAAUCUUGUUUUGUGCCAUGCAUGACCAGCUUUUUUGGUAGUUGCUGCUUGUUUUGAUUGGGCGGCUGUGUUUGCACAUUACGAGUUUCUCUGCUGCGGAAACGUUUUCUGAUUCCUGUUUGCAGAGGAGCUGCAAGGCUACGUGUGAGAGGGCGGGACUGUGGCCGCGUCUUGGGAUUGGUCCAGACUCUAGAUUGACAUGGAAGGAUUAUAAGUUCACAGUCAUGUCCCUUAACAAGUGACCCUCCAGUUUUGUCCAGUGUUUUUAAAAAGGGACUUCUCGACCAGGGAUGCUCCUGUCCAAGUUCUUAGGUUUUCAGAUGAGUGCCAAAUCUAGCACAACUGAUUCUGUGAACGCUGAACUAGGUUUUGAAUCCUAAAUGUACAUCCAUAUAAAAUCAUCACACUGUAAAAGGACCCUGCUGUGUCUGUAAUCGUCUUUGUCAUUCCAUUAUGAAGUUGCUGAUGCUGAUGCUGGGUUUGCCACCUGGCCAGUAGUUUUUCAGCCUUAUUAUCAUUUUCAGUGACAUUGAUGUCCAUAUGGGUAAUUUUUGAAUGACAGCCAGUAUUUUCAAGCCUUUGAAUGCAUCUGUCUAAAAUUAUUGUCAUAAUGCACCAUUACUUCAGUCUCCUCCACGUAAUAUAACUAAUAAUGCAAAAAUUACUUAAAUGGGACUUUUAAAUUGGGGGAAACAGGCAGCAUUUUUAGAUGGCAAAGAUGACAAACACAAGUUGGUGAAAUGAAAAACUACUAUGUUUUGAUGUCCAUAAAUGAAAUGUGUAUGCUAAUCAAAUGAGGAUCUGACAGAAUCUCUAAUUUGGUUCUUCGCUUCUUAAUGAAAAAUGAUGCGAUUUGUUUUUUAAAAUUUUAUUUAUUUAUUUUUUUACCUUGGCUCAGUCAGUUGUCACUGAUGUGCUAAUUGCACAUCCUCCACAACAGUGAGGUUGCAAGUCCAUUAUCGCUCAGUUGCCAACUGCUGCAGGAAUCUUUUUAUCCUGUGGGCUUUUAUCCUGAGAAGUCCACUUAUUCUGUCACACAGCAAGUCUAAUGCCAUUGCUUGGAAUUCAGUGGUCUUCCUGUAGCAGGAAAAAUAUUUAUUCAAAUAUUUAUAAUUUUAAUUGGGCUUUCUACUAGCUGUACAAAAAUCAUACUGGAGCUGAUUUGUCAGAUAGAGGUGUUCUAAUAAUGGCAGCAUUGCAUAGCAUUUUUUGUUGUUGUUUACCACCACAUGAUAAUUCUACUUCAUGAAGUUUGAACACUCAUAACACCAUCUUUACCAAAUCCACAUUCUACUCCACUCCGCUGCCACUGGUGUUCGCCUUGUCCGGUGCAACACUUAGUAUUUGGUAGUUUUCUUUUUUUUCCUCGCCAAGUCUGGGGGAGUGCAAAAUGUUACUGAAAAAGGGAAGUUAUUCCUCAGAAUCCUGCAUUCCAUGCAUCGUUAACCUCAACCUUGCCUUCUCCCCCCUCCCUCUCUUACAAACUGUGUCAAACACAGAUAAUCAGGAUUGUUCUGCACAUGACUGCGGGCGGUUAGCGAUCGCCCUUUGUGGGAGGCCCAUGCGCGUGUUCUGAGAAAUGUAAAGUGGCGGAUAUCUCGGCGAGCGGCUCCGUUACGCCGUGGCUCUGCUUCUGUGUUGCUGUUGUCUGUUCUCCUUGUCUCAUGGUGUCUUGUGUGCUUGCCUGGUCCUUGUCCGGUUUUAUCUGGCCGUGUUUCGCUAAUCUAAGGCAAAUCCAGCUUCGGCUAUGUCUCCUGAGUGCCAUUAAUUGUACAGAACUACGUGUUACAUGGAGAAAACGUGUCUGAAGAAAACCUGUACGCGCAUCAAGCAUUUGGGGGUUUGUCAGCCUUCGUAAUUCAUGCUUAUUUUUUAGCAGGAUAUGCAUGAUGCGGACAUUGUGGGGGGCGGGGGGAUGGGGGGGGGGAGCAAUAUUUAAGGUGAGAAAGACCUGACCCAGAUCUGAUCACCUGCAAUUGUACAAUUUUCUUCUGCAGUGCUUGCACUGCACUACACUACACUGUCUGUGGAAGCCUCUUCAUCCUGACAUUGUACAGGAUUCCUGUGUGGUAUAAUGGAUGAGGGAAACGCUGGCAUGCUGUACAGCCCCUAAUUCCCACCGCUAGCACAACUCACUGGACGCCGCACUUCAGAAUCUCGGAAUCAGAUAAGGGAGUGCUUCCCUUUCAGCACAAGGGUUGCCAUGGUAACACCCAACAAAGAGCCACCUUCCAGUUCUAGUGCGAUUGUGGACGGUCUCGUCGGCCGCAGUCUGACACUCGCUUGAAUUAGACUGAUUGGAAAUGAUUAUAUUGCUUGUGCUCUGGCUGAGUUCGACAUGCUGUGUGCAGUCAUUAAAAACAUGUUUAGUGCACGAAACAUGACGACGCUUCAAUGUGGGAUUGUUUUCAUUUUGUUUGGGUCAAAUGUUUUUUUUUGGACUACUGCAAUUAAACAUUUUGUACUCGUGGAUUUUUUUCACAGUGUGAAAUCAUGGCUAAUAAACAAGAGUUUUUCCUCUUUA
This is a messenger RNA of Anguilla rostrata (American eel), 5480 nucleotides long. Its product is annotated as ectoderm-neural cortex protein 1. Lineage: Eukaryota; Metazoa; Chordata; Actinopteri; Anguilliformes; Anguillidae. Bases 377 to 2152 code for a protein of 591 amino acids. The transcript has 3 exons. Gene Ontology annotation, molecular function: protein binding. The record is from RefSeq and is a predicted model, not a curated record.